Messenger RNA from Ostertagia ostertagi, 1224 nucleotides. Lineage: Eukaryota; Metazoa; Nematoda; Chromadorea; Rhabditida; Trichostrongylidae. The record is from the annotation of a GenBank genome assembly.
UUGCGCAGUAACAACACGGGCAUUAUUUACGUCCCCAUCGAAAAACCAGUGAAUCAAUCUAAUGUGGACGAAAUCACGCACAACCCAAACAAUGUAGCAGACCCGCAAAAUCUCACGACAAAGCCGGAUCCUGUGCGUUUGGAGAAAGCGAAGGACUGGUUGGUUCAGCGGCUCAAUGGGACACCAGCUACCACAACCGAGGCCUGGGAAACUACAAAGGAAAAGCAUGGAACGACGCCUGCAGCAGCGGACAGAACCACUGAAUCCCAGGCAGAGACGCAACGUACUGGAGUGCGUGGACUCCCAACGACUGCGGAAAUGCCUCAGCUUGAGGCGACAACCACAACCGAGGCCUGGGAAACUACAAAGGAAAAGCAUGGAACGACGCCUACAGCAGCGGACAGAACCACUAAAUCCCAGGCAGAGACGCAACGUACUGGAGUGCGUGGACUCCCAACGACUGCGGAAAUGCCUCAGCUUGAGGCGACAACCACAACAGAAGGACCAAACUUAAGCGUAUCACCAGUUCACACCCCUUCACCCCCAGAUGAUAGCACUUCUGCUACAAAGUCAAUCGUCUUCCUACUGGAUGCAUCAUCUGCUGCUCUCGGAGAAGCAUGGAAGAGUAGGGAGACCACUAAAGAGAAGAGCGUAGUCGUGUUCUCAAAUGGCCAAACUUCAACUUGUAACAUACCUUUAACAGGGAAUAAGGAUGAACGCAGCCUCGCCAACGAGUUACACAAUAAUAACACGGGUAUUAUUUACCUCCCCAUCGAAAAACCCGUGAAUCGAUCAUAUUUGGACGAAAUCACGCACGAUCCCAACAAUGUAGCCGACCCGCAAAAUCUCACGACAAAGCAGGACCCUGCCCGUUUGGAGAAAGCGAAGGACUGGCUAGUUCAGCGGCUCAAUGGGACUUCAGCUACCACAACCGAGGCCUGGGAAACUACAAAGGAAAAGCAUGGAACGACGCCUACAGCAGCGGACAGAACCACUGAAUCCCAGGCAGAGACGCAACGUACUGGAGUGCGUGAACUCUCAACGACUGCGGAAAUGCCUCAGUCUGAAGCGACAAUCACAACAGAAGGACCAAACUUAAGCGUAUCACCAGUACACACCGCUUCACCCCCAGAUGAUAGCACUUCUGCUACAAAGUCAAUCGUCUUCCUACUGGAUGCAUCAUCUGCUGCUCUUGGAGAAGCUUGGAAGAAUGUUUGUUGUUAA